AAUGACAGCUUGUGUCCUUAUUUUUAAGUUUUGUCAAUAUAAUAAAAAUGUGCCUACGUGUACGCUCGUGGCGCUAAAGAAGGAAAACAUAUCUGCACCUUCACUGGUUUUCUCCCCCUUCACUGCCUUCCGUUUGUGUUUGCGGGCGCCAUUUCUACUUCUCAUCUGAGAAACACAGCAAACACUCCAAAGAUCAAUCUCUCUCGACGAGCUCGCUCUCGUCCUCGUCGUAGUUAGACGGAGAACUGAGAAUCGAACCGACUGACGGUUUCAAAAUGGGAGACAGGCGUCGACGAGGAUGCUGUCCGCCGAUGGAUCUGCUCCGCUCAGAAUCUAUGCAAUUGGUGCAGGUCAUCAUCCCUAUUGAGUCCGCUUACCUCACCGUCUCUUAUCUCGGCGACCUCGGCCUCCUGCAAUUCAAAGACCUCAAUGCAGGGAAGAGUCCUUUUCAGCGUACGUAUGCUACUCAGAUUAAAAAAUGUGGCGAGAUGGCACGUAAGCUGAAUUUCUUCAAGGAACAAUUGUUGAAGGCAGGUUUCUCUGCUUCAGCGAAGCCUGUAAUGGGAAAUAAGAUUGAUGUGGAUGACCUAGAGAUAAAACUUGGAGAACUUGAGGCAGAGCUGACUGAAAUGAAUGUGAAUGGUGAGAAAUUGCAGCAGAGUUAUAAUGAGCUAAUUGAAUAUAAGCUUGUUUUGCACAAGGAUGGUGAGUUUUUCACUUCAGCUCAACGCAGUGCCACAGCUCGGCAGAGAGAAAUGGAAUCACACCAAGCGUUUGAAGAAUCCAUAGAAACUCCUCUAUUAAAGGAUCAGGAUGCCCUGACUGAUCAGUCAAAGCAAGUAAAGUUGGGAUUUCUCACUGGCCUUGUUCCUAGGGAAAAAUCUAUGGCAUUUGAGAGGAUUAUAUUUCGUGCAACCAGGGGUAAUGUGUUUCUUAAACAGGCUCCUGUGGAUGAAACUCUCAUAGAUCCUGUGUCUGGAGAGAAGAUGGAGAAAAACGUCUUUGUGGUAUUCUAUUCUGGGGAAAGAGCAAAGAACAAAAUUCUGAAGAUAUGUGAAGCUUUUGGGGCAAAUCGUUAUUCAAUUGCAGAGGACUUGGGCAAACAGGCUCAGAUGAUAACAGAGGUUUCUGGAAAACUUGCAGAGCUGAAAACUACCAUAGAUGCUGGGUUGAUUCACCAUGAAAACUUGUUGCGUACAAUCAGUGACCAAUUUGAGCAAUGGAAUCUUACGGUUAGGAAGGAGAAAUCAAUCUAUCACACUCUUAACAUGCUUAGUCUUGAUGUCACAAAAAAAUGUCUAGUAGCUGAGGGAUGGAGUCCUGUUUUUGCCUCAAAACAGAUUCAGGACGCAUUGCAUCGGGCUGCAUGUGACUCCAACUCACAAGUUGGAUCAAUUUUCCAGGUUUUGCAUACAAAGGAGUCACCACCCACAUACUUCCGCACAAAUAAAUUCACUUCUCCUUUUCAAGAAAUUGUUGACGCAUAUGGGGUGGCAAAGUAUCAAGAGGCAAAUCCUGGUGUAUUCACUAUUGUUACAUUCCCCUUCCUUUUUGCUGUCAUGUUUGGUGAUUGGGGGCAUGGAAUAUGCUUGUUAAUUGUGACAUUAUUUUUUAUAGUCAAGGAAAAGAAACUCUCAAGUCAGAAGCUCGGAGACAUCACAGAAAUGGCAUUUGGUGGUCGUUAUGUUAUUUUGUUGAUGUCACUUUUCUCAAUUUAUACUGGUUUGAUCUAUAAUGAGUUUUUCUCUGUGCCAUUUGAAUUAUUUGGCCCCACAGCAUAUGUGUGCCGUGAUCUCUCCUGCAGGGACGCUUCUACCAUUGGUUUGAUUAAGGUGCGUGACACUUACCCAUUUGGGCUGGAUCCUGCAUGGCAUGGUACUCGGAGCGAGCUGCCAUUUCUGAACUCUCUGAAGAUGAAGAUGUCAAUCCUUCUUGGGGUGGCUCAAAUGAACCUUGGAAUCAUUUUGAGUUAUUUCAAUGCAAAAUUCUUCAGGAACAGUCUUAAUGUCUGGUUUCAAUUUAUUCCCCAGAUGAUAUUUCUAAACAGUCUGUUUGGCUAUCUGUCACUUCUCAUCAUUGUGAAGUGGUGCACUGGUUCACAAGCUGAUCUAUACCACAUAUUGAUAUACAUGUUCCUGAGUCCUACUGAUGAUUUGGGUGAAAAUCAGCUUUUUCCUCACCAAAAGAUGGUUCAGAUUGUGCUAGUAUUACUGGCCCUUGUUUCUGUACCAUGGAUGCUGUUACCGAAGCCUUUUCUUCUGAAAAACCAACAUGAGAGGCACCAAGGCCAAUCAUACACUCCACUUCAAAGCACAGAAGAGAGUCUUCAAGUGGAGGCAAAUCAUGAUUCCCAUGGUCAUGAGGAAUUUGAGUUCAGUGAAGUUUUUGUGCAUCAACUUAUACACACCAUAGAGUUUGUGCUUGGAGCUGUUUCAAAUACAGCUUCAUACCUUAGAUUGUGGGCCCUCAGCCUUGCUCAUUCAGAAUUGUCUAGCGUGUUCUAUGAGAAGGUUCUCCUCCUUGCUUGGGGGUUUAACAAUGUAAUUAUCCUUAUUGUUGGCAUCAUUGUCUUCAUUUUUGCAACCGUUGGGGUGUUGUUGGUAAUGGAAACCCUAAGUGCUUUCCUACAUGCUCUGCGUCUUCACUGGGUUGAAUUCCAAAACAAAUUCUACGAGGGAGACGGUUACAAGUUCUAUCCAUUUUCAUUUGCAUCACUUAAUGAUGAAAAUGAAUGAUGCACUGAAUCGAAUGGUUUGAGUUGACUGAAUUGGAUGUGGAUAGAGGUGAAAGUGUCGAAUAUUUAUUUCUUUUGAAUGUGAAGAGAAGGCCACCCAGAUGGGCGCCCUUUGUAGGGGUCUCAAGGUAGGUUUCGUCAAUUUGGCCACCGUCCCUUUUGCUUCAAAUCCGAUGGUUAGAUAUUGGAACCUUAGAUCAUUAUUGAUUUGGGCAGUGCCUUAAGAAAUGUGAUAGCAUUUAUUUAAUAGAAACUUGUUUAAUUGAUUAAACUUCUAUUUAUCAAUAAAAUAAAAGCAAUAUUGCAGU
Molecule: messenger RNA, 3042 nt
Organism: Rubroshorea leprosula
Lineage: Eukaryota; Viridiplantae; Streptophyta; Magnoliopsida; Malvales; Dipterocarpaceae
Source: the annotation of a GenBank genome assembly